This is a messenger RNA of Acanthisitta chloris (rifleman), 2028 nucleotides long. RefSeq names its product stimulated by retinoic acid 6 (gene STRA6). Gene Ontology annotation, cellular component: plasma membrane. Gene Ontology annotation, biological process: vitamin A import into cell. The record is from RefSeq and is a predicted model, not a curated record. NCBI's taxonomy places the organism in Eukaryota, Metazoa, Chordata, Aves, Passeriformes, Acanthisittidae. Gene Ontology annotation, molecular function: signaling receptor activity; retinol transmembrane transporter activity. The coding region runs from base 1 to 2028 and encodes 675 amino acids. The transcript is spliced from 17 exons.
AUGGCAGCCAAUGGCUCUGGGGGGCUGCAGGAUGCUCUGCUGGACAACAGCAUCUUCAGUGACGACGACCUCGUGUCCGACUGGUACAUCUAUGAGACCAUGGAACCAGCUGUGCCCCAGGAUGACAUGUUUCCUGGUGUAAUCCCAGACUGUGAUCCCACUAUUUCUCCCAGAAUGUAUCACAUCUGUAUGGCACCUAUCUCUCUGGCAGUGCUCCUGGGAUUGUCCUUGCUGGUGAAGCGCAGGCGUCUCCACCAGAGCUGCUGGAACGGUGUCCCGGGACUGCUCAGCCCAGUCAACUUUCUGGAAGAGGAAGGCAACCGAGGGCUGGUGGCUGCAGUGUUCGGCAUCCUGUUCUCCUCCCUGUGCGUGCUGGUUCUGGACAGGGAUCCUCUGCCAUUCAUCACUCACUCCUCCCACAGCUCCAGGGAGUACUGGAAGAUCAUGGCUUUGCUGUAUUACCCAGCCUUCUACUACCCCCUGAUUGCCUGUGCCACUGUCCAGCACAGGCUCAGCUACCUCGUGGGCUGCCUGCUAUCCUGGUGCCACUGUGUGGUGCACAUCUGGCAGAAGGUGGAUUGCCCCCAGUCACCAAAGAUUUACAGGUACUACUCCAUGCUCUCCUACAUACCCAUCAUCCUCUGCCUCAUCCUCUUAAGCCUUUGGUAUCCAGCACUGCUCAUCAGGAGCUUCACUGAGGAAGAGAAGACCUUGGAUAAGGAGGUUUCAGGGAGAGGCUAUUACAAGAAGUACCUAAAGGCUGUCCUGUCUAAGCGCCCUCAGAAGGGGAGCUCCACGAAGAUAGAGGAGAGCCUCCUCUCCAGGGUCCAGACCUAUUUAUGCUCCUACAUCUACACUCCUGAGGAAGGUUUCCGGAUCCCGCUGAAGCUUGUUGUGUCCAUAGCCAUGGCUGUGAUCGCUGUCUACCAGGUCGCCCUGCUGCUCCUGGUGGCCUUCGUUCCCACCAUCCAGAUCGUGCGGGCAGGAAUGACCAAGGACAUUGUGAUGUUGCUGGUGCAGUUUGGCCUGGUGCCCUCAGACAACCCUACUGUCCCUGGGGACAUGGAGAAGGAGCUCAGCACUGUCAAGCACUACCUGUGGUCGCUGGAAGUCUGCUACAUUUGCUCACUGGUGCUGUGCUGCCUGCUGACCUGUGCCAUGCUCCUGAGGACACUGGUGAUGCACAGGAUCAACCUGAAGGCUCUCUACCAAGGUGCUGUGCUGGAUGUGUUCUACAAAGCUCAUAUCCUCCGCCCAUCCCGACAAGCCAUCGUCUGCUGGAUGAGCUUUGCCAGCUUCCAGACAGCUUUUGCCUGCUUGGGUCUUCUCAUCCAGCAAGUGAUUUUCUUCAUCUGCUCAGUGGCGUUUGCCUUCCUUGUGGUCAUCCCUCUGCAGUCUGGCACCAGCACACCCCUUUUCAAGAUCAUCCAGAACAUGUGGCCCUUCUGGUUGACCCUGGUUGUUGCUGUCAUUGUGCAAAAUCUGGCAGCCAACUACCAAUUCCUGGAGCAGCAUCCCCUCAGGAAGGAGCUCACCAACAGGCGAGCUCUCUACAUCGUCACCUACCUGCUCUUCCCCAUCAAUGUCCUGGUGGGUGUCCUGGCUGGGAUGUGGAGAUUGGUCAUUUCUGGCCUUUACAACUCCAUCCACUUCUGCCAGCUGGACAUCAGCCUGGCCUCACUGGACACAUUGACAGUGGGCUGUGUUCCCCCAGGCUACCACACUUACUGCCACUAUCUGAAGAUUGAGGUCAGCCAGUCCCACCCUGUGAUGAAAGCUUUCUGCUUCCUGCUGCUCCAGCUGGCCCAGAAGGAGGAGCCAGUGGGGCUCAGGCACAGCAACGUGGAAGAGGGCAUCCAGCUCAUGCAGCCCAAGACUGGUCUGAGCAGAGCGCAGACACGGCGGAGCCGAGCACGCUGGUGGUUGGCCUACACUCUCCUCAACAACCCCUCACUCACUGCCUGCCGGAAAACUGCCCUCUCUGACCCUACGGCCAACGGCACCCAGCUCAGCCCCACCAAGCCCUGA